Eupeodes corollae is the source of this 2397-nucleotide messenger RNA. Its product is annotated as pyruvate kinase-like. Lineage: Eukaryota; Metazoa; Arthropoda; Insecta; Diptera; Syrphidae. Gene Ontology annotation, molecular function: magnesium ion binding; potassium ion binding; pyruvate kinase activity. Gene Ontology annotation, biological process: glycolytic process. The transcript has 4 exons. Bases 368 to 1972 code for a protein of 534 amino acids. The record is from RefSeq and is a predicted model, not a curated record. Gene Ontology annotation, cellular component: cytoplasm.
CUUGCUCACCAUCAACCGGCGGAAGCAAAUCCCCAUAUUAGACUUUUAUCCACCACACCACAGACUCUCUUUUUUCUCAAAUUAUAAAGAAUAAGUCAGAGAACAAUUAACAAAAUAAAAAUAAUAAUAUUUUAUCUAAAGACUUAACUACUCGAUUAUAUUUUUGUUUAAACUUAGUGAGUCGGCGGUGCUAUUUGAGUCCUCUAAGUGUGUAAAAUUGUGAAAAAUCAAUUUCUCGAAAUAAACAAAAAUAAUUAUUACGUUUCGCUUAACUCAGCAACUCAUAGUUGGACGGAAGGUUUUCUGUAAAUACCGAGUCUUAUUGCAAAAAUAUUCCCGCAAAGAAGUUUCACAUAACUUUUUCAAAAUGGUUUUCACAACAGCACACGAUGAAACACCAAGACUUAAGAUGAGUGAAGUCCCACAAAUGAUGGCCGCUGAAGCUGAAACCCAACUCGAGCACAUGUGCCGCUUGGACUUUGAUUCACCAGCACCGCAAGUCCGUUUGUCUGGUAUCAUUUGUACCAUCGGCCCCGUUUCGCGCAGCGUUGAAAUGCUCGAGAAACUAAUGGCCACUGGCAUGAACAUUGCCCGUAUGAAUUUCUCACAUGGUUCCCACGAAUACCAUGCCGAGACAAUUGCCAAUGUUCGUCAAGCUGGCAAAAACUACUCGGCCAAAUUGGGCUACACUUAUCCAAUUGCUGUUGCCUUAGAUACCAAGGGACCUGAAAUUCGUACCGGUUUGAUUGAGGGCAGUGGAUCUGGUGAAGUUGAAUUGAAGAAGAACGAGACCAUCAAGUUGUCAACAAGCAAGGACUUUUUGGAGAAGGGCAACAAGGACUGCAUCUAUGUGGACUACCCAAAUAUUGUGAAUGUUGUUAAGCCAGGCAAUCGGGUGUUCGUUGAUGAUGGUUUGAUUUCUUUGAUUGUUUCCGAGAUCGACGGAGACACUUUGGUUUGCAAGAUCGAGAACGGUGGUGCUUUGGGAUCCCGCAAGGGUGUCAAUUUACCCGGUGUGCCAGUUGAUUUGCCAGCCGUCUCCGAGAAGGACAAGUCUGACUUGAAAUUCGGUGUUGAACAGGAAGUCGACAUGAUCUUUGCUUCGUUCAUCCGUAACGCAGCCGCUUUGACCGAAAUCCGUGGUGUUUUGGGAGAGAAGGGCAAGAACAUUAAAAUCAUUUCCAAGAUCGAAAACCAACAGGGUAUGCAAAAUUUGGAUUCGAUCAUCGAAGCCUCCGAUGGUAUUAUGGUUGCCCGUGGUGAUUUGGGUAUUGAAAUUCCCCCAGAGAAGGUGUUCAUUGCCCAAAAGGCUAUGAUCGCCCGUUGCAACAAAGCUGGCAAGCCAGUUAUCUGUGCCACACAGAUGUUGGAGUCCAUGGUUAAGAAGCCACGUCCAACUCGUGCUGAAAUCUCUGAUGUUGCCAACGCUGUUUUAGACGGCGCCGAUUGUGUGAUGUUGUCCGGAGAGACCGCCAAGGGUGAAUACCCCUUGGAGUGUGUGUUGUGCAUGGCCAAGACAUGCAAGGAAGCCGAAGCUGCCUUGUGGCACAAGAAUUUGUUCUCCGAUCUGGUAUCGAAGAACCCAAGCACCACUGAUGCCGCUCAUGCCGUAGCAAUUGCUGCUGUUGAGGCCGCUUCAAAGAGCACAGCUGCCGCUAUCAUUGUCAUCACCACAAGUGGCCGAUCUGCUCACUAUCUGAGCAAGUACAAGCCAAGAUGCCCCAUCAUCGCUGUGACCAGGUAUGGACAGAUCGCCAGACAAGCUCACUUAUACCGUGGUAUUCUUCCAUUAGUUUAUGCAGAACCCGCCGUCGGUGAUUGGUUGAAGGAUGUUGAUGCCCGAGUACAAUUCGGUAUCCAAGUUGGCAAGAAGAACGGUUUCAUCAAGUCUGGAAACUCAGUUGUCAUUGUUACUGGCUGGAAGCAAGGAUCCGGCUUCACAAACACCAUGCGCAUUAUAACUGUCGAAUAAAUUAAAUCUUACACACAAAUUACCUCAUGUUAAGUGCCCUAAACACCACAUCCCAGCGCACAUCAAACACAUCUGUAGAACAGAUAUAAUAAAUAUUUUAUUUUAGACCUUAAAGGAAAGUGAAAAGUUAUUUAAAAAAUAAAACAAUAAAUAUAACUCAAAAGUAUGUAUCUUCAUCUUGAUGUCGUCACAACUCACAUGAAGGUCCUUUUGAUAAGGAUCUCAAUUAUAUUGGUUUACGUUUAUUAAAAUAUUAAUUUAUGAAAAUUCAUUAUAACCAAGUUUAAAAAAAUUUAAUUCAAAGAAAUACCAACAAAAAUGUUAAGUGUUCUUUUAGAAAUUGUUGAUAGAAAUAUACAAAAGUCGUAUAAAUGAACAAAAGCUUAAUAAUAAAACCAUUAAAUGUAAACAAAUUAAAUAAUGUA